AUGGAUUCUCUUAUUGCCGCAAACUCCAAAUUUUGCUUUGAUCUUUUUCAAGAGAUAAGCAAAAACGAUGAUUCUAAAAACAUCUUCUUCUGUCCUCUGAGCAUCUCAGCUGCCCUUGGCAUGGUCCGUCUGGGGGCCCGAAGUGACAGCGCACAGCAGAUCGACCAGGCACUCCACUUCCACGAGCUUUCCCAGCGGCACAGCGAAGCCCCGGACCCCUGCCUGAGAGACAGAAAACGGGAGGAGGAGCUGGCUGGCAGCCCCCCGGGAGCGCAGAAAGGAGCCUCGGAGGCUCUGCCUCUGCAGGCGGAGUCUUCCAAGGAUGAGAACCCACUUCUCAGCUGCUACUUCGGGCAGCUUCUCUCCAAACUAGAUAGGAUCAAAGAUGAUUACACCCUGAGCAUUGCUAACAGGCUUUAUGGGGAGCAGGAAUUUCCAAUCCGUCCGGAGUACUUAGAUGGUGUGAUUCAAUUUUACCACACAACGAUCGAAAGUGUUGACUUCCGGAAAGACACUGAAAAGUCCAGACAAGAGAUUAACUUCUGGGUUCAGUCUCAAUCCCAAGGUAAAAUCAAGGAGCUGUUCGGCAAGGACACCAUCAACAGCGGGACGGUGCUCGUGCUGGUCAAUGCGGUCUACUUCAAGGCCAAAUGGGCAAAAUACUUCGAAGUUGGAAGCACGGUGGAGGCACCGUUCUGUCUGAGUGAGAAUGAAACGAAGACUGUGAAGAUGAUGAAUCAGAAGGGUGUGUUCAGAAUGGGCUUCGUCGAGGAGGCGAAGGUGCAGAUCCUUGAAAUGCGGUACAUCAAAGACAAGCUCAGCAUGUUCGUCCUUCUGCCGUCACCCUCGGCAGACAACCUGCGGGGCCUGCAGGAGCUUGAAAGGAACAUCACCUAUGAAAAAAUAGUGGCCUGGAGCAGUUCUGAAAAUAUGCCAGAACAAAGGGUCGCCGUCUCCUUUCCCCAGUUCACCCUGGAAGACAGUUACGAUCUCAAUUCUAUUCUGCAAGACAUGGGCGUCACGGACGUCUUCGAUGAAAAGAAGGCUGAUCUGACCGGGAUCUCUCCAAGUCCCAGCUUGUACCUGUCCCGAGUUAUCCACAAAACCUUCGUGGAGGUGGAUGAAGACGGCACCCAGGCUGCUGGCGCCAGUGGGGCCGUUGGCAGCGUGAUGUCUGCUCCAUCCUGGGAGACCUUUAACGCCAACCACCCUUUUCUCUUUUUCAUCAGACACAACAGAAACCACACCAUCCUCUUCUAUGGCAGGGUCUGCUCUCCUUGA
Molossus molossus (Pallas's mastiff bat) is the source of this 1281-nucleotide messenger RNA. It is a transcript of the gene SERPINB12, whose product is annotated as serpin family B member 12. The coding region runs from base 1 to 1281 and encodes 426 amino acids. Gene Ontology annotation, molecular function: serine-type endopeptidase inhibitor activity. The record is from RefSeq and is a predicted model, not a curated record. Gene Ontology annotation, biological process: negative regulation of endopeptidase activity. The transcript has 7 exons. NCBI's taxonomy places the organism in Eukaryota, Metazoa, Chordata, Mammalia, Chiroptera, Molossidae.